Pelobates fuscus (common spadefoot toad) is the source of this 3748-nucleotide messenger RNA. Its product is annotated as transient receptor potential cation channel subfamily V member 6-like. The transcript is spliced from 15 exons. Gene Ontology annotation, biological process: calcium ion import across plasma membrane. Lineage: Eukaryota; Metazoa; Chordata; Amphibia; Anura; Pelobatidae. Gene Ontology annotation, cellular component: plasma membrane. Bases 133 to 2106 code for a protein of 657 amino acids. Gene Ontology annotation, molecular function: calcium channel activity; protein binding. The record is from RefSeq and is a predicted model, not a curated record.
CACUAAGCAGCUCAGAUGGCUGGUUUAUGUGACACUAGGCACUUUUGAUUUACAAACCACAAUCAACAGUCACAUACAGUUUUUUUUAAAGCCCUUUCCCUCUCCAAAUGUUCUUCUGGAUGAUGUGUUGAAAUGCUCAUCCAAAUUCUACAGAGACUGAGGUCAUGGAGAUUGUGGGAUCACCAAUUGGAAGAUGAAACUAUAGAGCUCCUGCAGUACAGAAGGAUACAAGAGUUGCCUCUACUUCUGGCAGCAAAAGAAAACAAUGUUACACGAUUAAAGGAACUUCUUGAAGAUGGCAAAUGGCACCAGAAUGAAAGAGGAGCUGUGGGUGAAACAUCGCUGCAUGUGGCUGUCCAACACAAUAGCCUGGAAGCAGUACAAGUUCUAUUAGAAGAAGCACCAGAGCUAAUUAACCAGCCAAUGACCUCUGAUUUCUAUCAAGGACAGACAGCUCUACACAUUGCAACUGUAAAUGAGAACAUAAACCUGGUCCAGAUGUUGAUAGAGAAAGGGGCUGAUGUUGGUUCACCUCGUGCUACUGGAACAUUUUUUGCACUAAGUCCCAAGAACAUUUUUUACUUUGGGGAACAUAUUUUAACCUUUGCUGCAUGUGUGGGGAACGCUGACAUUGUCAAGUUACUUCUAGACCAUGGAGGAAAUCUACGGGCUCAGGAUCGUUGGGGUAACACUGUCCUGCACAUUCUUGCUCUCCAGCCUAAUGCAGCCAUGUGCUGCCAGAUGCUUGACUUUCUGCUAUCCAACGACGUCAGGCCAGUUGGACGACCUUUGGAAGAGAUUCCCAACAAACAGGGACUCACACCAAUGAAGUUAGCUGCCACUGAAGGGAAUGUGAUUAUGUUUCAGCACUUGGUACAGAAGAAGAGGAAGGCCCAGUGGAAUUUUGGUCCUGUUACAUCCAUUUUUUAUGACUUGACAGAACUUGACUCACUUGAUAAGGAGCAAUCUGUUCUGGAGCUAAUCGUAUCCUCAAACAAAAGUAAGGCUCUCAAAAUAUUGAACUUGAUGCCAGUUAAACACCUGUUGAAAAAGAAAUGGCGCAGAAGUGGCCGUCCAUAUUUCUGGUUCCUGGCAAUUGUCUACGUGCUGUAUAUGAUCUGUGUUUCUCUUUGCUGUGUCUAUCGACCACUUAAACCAAGAGAACCUUCACCUGAUAAUUUGACAAACCCCCGAGACAUCACGUUGUAUGUACAGAAAACAUUUGAGGAAUCUUACCUCACCCGGGACGAUCAUCUUCGAAUGUGUGGCGAGAUUGUAUCUGUUAUCGGGGCAUUUGUACUUCUUCUGCUAGAGAUCUCUCAGGUACUGAGUCGUGGAAUGCGGUGCUAUUUCAGUUACCUGUGGGCAGAGCCUUUCUGGAUUGCCAGAUUUUGUUUUUCUUCGAUGAUCCUGGUGAUUCUGGUUCUAAGAGUCACUAGCACUGAUGGAGAGGCGAUCCCAAUGUCCAUAGCUCUAGUGGUUGGAUGGUGUCAUGCCAUGUAUUUUGCACGUGGAUUCAAGAUGCUUGGACCUUUCACAAUUAUUAUUCAGAAGAUGGCAUCAACUAAUCUCCUGACAUUUUGUUGGCUCAUGGCAAUGGUUGUAUUUGGGUAUAGCACAGCUCUCUUUAUUGUUUGUCAGACAAUAAAUCAAUCAGAUUGGGGAGUUUUCUAUCCCUAUACCCAGUCUCUGAUUAGUACCUACCAACUUUUCCUCAAUAUCCUCAAUGGACCUGCCAACUAUGAUGUUGACAUCCCCGAGAUGUACAGCUUCCUCUAUGCCUCCUUCUGUGUGAUUGCAUUCCUUCUCAUGUUUAACCUGCUCAUUGCUGUGAUGGGAGAUACACAGUCUGCCAUGGCUAAGAAAAAGGAGUUAUGGAAGGCACAGAUCACCGACAUUACAUUAAUGAUGGAAAGGAAACUUCCGAAACACUUGUGGCUAAACUCACAAUUAUAUGAGCAUGACUUGGGCAGAAAAAGAUACCUCAGUUUGGUGGAGAGUAAGUGGCACCCUCUCCCAUAUUUAGAUGGAAGUGAAUCUAGUGACGAAUCAGAUGAUGAUUUCGCAGAGUCCCUAAGAGAAGAGGACAUUAGUAUGGGCCCCUGAGCUGUAAAUAUUGGGAGUUAUCAGAUACCAGCUGGCACAAUGGAGACUUGGAGUGAUGGGCAAUCUAAUAUAACAUCUGUGAAGGAGAAAUUUUAGAUAUGGAUUGUUCCUGUGUUUUUGUUUUUUUUUCUAUCUUCUUUAACCAGAUUGUUUAACUGUGUUGUGUAAUCAGUGCUCUCCUUGAGGACAUACAAGGGAUCAGGCUAUCAGCCAUAUAGUUUAGAAAGUAUUUUAAAAAACAAAUUGGUGUUUGCACUGGAACAUAAUGUUUUUAAAGUGUUGAUGACACUGUGAAGGUGAAUCGCCCAACCCCAUAGCUAGUUGAAAGUUAUUUAAAUGAAAGUUAGCUACUGGUUGUGUAUAUUUUGGGAGAAAAAGAGAAUGGAUUAUAUUAUACAAUUUACUUUGUGUGCCUGAUUUACAAUGUUGCCAUAGGUGCAGUCUCUGAAAUGGCACAUGUGUGCAUACUGAAUUUUUCUGCAUAUACCCAGUGUAUUUGUGCGAAUCCAAACACACGAGUGCACCCAGAAUGUCAAGAUGCAUUGACAUCACCAAAGACACAGAAUUGCUGUAGUGACAAUUACUUUAUCUGCACUGCUCACCCCAGUAAAUGUUUCAGUAGUGUUUACUUGUGUAAGAGAACAAGAUAAAUGACAUCUGUUCUAACAGGACCCAUGUGAAGUUAAAACUUCAUUAAUACAACCUGUAUAAUAGAGAGCCUUUGGUCAGGCGGAUUAUUUGGAAUCUGAAAUAAUACAAAAGAAAGGUAUGUGCAGCUACUCCCAAAUAAUAGAAAAAAAGAAAGUAUUAUUUUGUUGACGAAACAAAUGAAAAUGAGUACGCAAAAUCUUACAAAAGCAAGAAGAAAUAAAUAUACUUACUCCAUCACGGAAGUAAACGCGCUCCAAGUUCUAGGUGCUGGCAGCAAUGUUCCUCCUGUUCUGAAAAUUCUUACAAAAUAGCAGUACCACACUAAAAAAAAACUUAUUGGAAUAAAAAAUAUAUAUGUAUUGUGAGAACGAGUAUCGUUUAGUGCAGAUUUAUGCCCACCAUAAAAAGAAGCAGUGAUAGGAAUUGCAGCUAGCCCAUCUCUGCACCGGGCAUCAAAAAAGAGAAGUGGAAGAGAAUAAAAAAAACAAAGUAAAAAACAACUAAAUCAAACCUAGAAGUGAACGCGUUUCACGUCACUACUGGAUGCUUUAGCUACAUCUUUAUUGAUGCCCGGAGCUUUGUUGGCUACAACUCCUAUCAGUGCUGCUUAUUAUAGUGGUCAUGCUAUUUUCAUAAUAUUAGAAUAAAUCUGCACUACAAGGAUACUCGUUCUCUGAUAUCUUUACUUUUAUUCCAUUAGGUUUUCGGAGUGUGGUAGUGGUCUUCAGGCACAAGCCAUUUUUCAGUCAGUCUGUUUAGAACACAAACAAAUUACAUAGUUCAGCAGUUUAUGAGAUUUGGCAAUAGCAUCCAGGAAGUUAAAACAUGGUAUCCCUUUACACAAACUAAACAGUAUGAUAAUAGUACUCAUACAUGUCUUCAAGGAGAACUGUCACUGCCCAGGAUUUUUACAUUCAUGUUUACUCAUCCCCUAUAUUUAACAAAUAUGUGUUUAUGAGCUUGUAAAAUAAAAAUAAAUAUUAGAAAUCCU